Jatropha curcas is the source of this 2114-nucleotide messenger RNA. The record is from RefSeq and is a predicted model, not a curated record. Lineage: Eukaryota; Viridiplantae; Streptophyta; Magnoliopsida; Malpighiales; Euphorbiaceae.
UCAUGUAACGAAGGGAUUCUUAUUUAUACAAAUGGUACUCCGAACUUUGGAAUGAGCAUGAAGAAGUCUCAUAGUCAUAGCUGUUACAAUGCAGGCCUUUUCACAUUUCACAGUUCUGCUAUCUGGAAACUGUUGUUUCUUCAUUUGCUUCUCUAUAUAAGAAGAAACUCCACCACUCCACUAAUUCAAGUAAAACCCUUGCUUCUUUAUCCCAAGAAUGCUCUAGAAAAUUCUUCUUUUUCCCUUAAAAAAAAGGUCUGCUUUCUUGUUCCAAGAACCCCAGAGAAUCACUUUCACAUCCAAAGUUCUUGGUCGUGGAGCUGGGUUUUUCUUCAGCUGUUACUCGUAUAUUUUGUGUUUCACAUAGCAAAAAUGUCGAGUGAUUCAAUUACCAUCAAAGAAGUAUGGGAACAUAAUCUUGAAGAGGAGUUUGUACGCAUUCGAGCUAUCGUUGAAGAUUUUCCUUAUAUAGCCUUGGACACUGAGUUUCCUGGUUUUUUGUUGCAAAGAAAUCAAAACGUCGACAGUACUACUUCCGAUUACAUGAUAGUUCAGAACAAUGUUAAUCUUUGUCGUUUGAUUCAAUUAGGACUUACAUUUUCUGAUGAAAGAGGAAAUUUACCUACUUGUGAAACAGAUAGUACUAAAUAUUGUGUAUGGCAAUUCAACUUUCGCGAGUUUGACCCCAAUUUACAUUGCAAAGUUGAGAAGUCUAUUAAGUUGUUAAAAGAAAGUGGAAUAGAUUUUCAAAAGAAUUGUGAAAUGGGUGUUCAUGCUGAGGCUUUCGGUGAGUUGCUAAUGUCUUCGGGCGCUGUGUUAAAUGAUAGUGUUCACUGGAUUGUAUUUCAGGGUGCAUAUGAUUUUGGGUAUUUGCUUAAGUUGCUUACUAACAAGAACCUACCCGAUUCCAAAGAAGAGUUCUAUGAGUUGAUCAGUAUGUUUUUUCCGGUGCUUCAUGAUGUUAAGUAUUUAAUAAGAUUCUGCCAGGGCCUUUCUGGUGGGUUGGAAAAGGUGGCAGCGACGUUAAGGGUGGAGAGGAUUGGUACUUCUCAUCAGGCCGGUUCAGAUAGUUUGCUCACUUGUCGUACAUUCUUCACAUUGAUAAGGGAACGCUUUAAUGGCUCACCGCCAGAGGACUCUGCCGGAUUUGUGAUUGGCAUUUGAUGUUGAAAAUUUACAGUAUACUCAUUGAUAUAUGGGGACAUUCUUUAUUGGCUCACCGGAUAACUAUGCCGGAGUUUUGUUUGGCCUGUGAUGCUGUAACUUGACAGAAUAUACUCAUCGACAGAAAGGCUACAUAAUAUGAAAUAAAAACAAAAAAAUACAGAAGUUUUUGUUAGUCUACAUUAUUCUUACACUUUUCUCUUCCCUCUCUUUAUCUUCCCCUUCCUUUUCCUUUUCAAUAGGAUUAUUGAGUUCUUAUUGCAGUUUUGCUUGUCAAUAUGCUAUUUCUAUUCGCUUAAGUUACAAAAAAAAUCGGAGAUUUGGGAUUUGUUGCAAAAACACACUUAGCCAGGAUUUUAAAUAAAAUACUAUUAAAAUAAGUCUCACCAAACUAGUUUGGUUAACCCAAGCUUCUCGAAACUGUCAAAACUCCCCGUUUUACACUCUUCCUUUCCUCAACUCUCUUCAAUAUGGACGAUUCCUUUUCGCUCAAUACCCACAAAUGGGGCUCCUCUUUGAACCCCUAAUUCCUCUUUUAAACCUUUACAGGUCAAUGCCAUAUGCUAGUUUUGUCGCCUUCUUUGCUCUUUAUUUGGGUGUUGUUAGAAAUCUGAGCUUUAGCCAGUAUGUGAGGUUCAAUUCAAUGCAAGCUGUCACUUUAGAUGUGCUCUUGUUGUUGUUGCCUUUGCUUUAGGCCCGAAUCUUCAACCCGCAUCAGAGCGGAUUAAGGUUGAAGCUGUUGAUUUGGGGUCAUAAUGCAGUGUUUCUGUUUAGUUGUUUCUGCUCUGUGUAUGGAUUGGUGGGUUCUAUUUUGGGUAAGACUCCUUAUUAGUUAUUUGCCAUUUGCUGGUGAAGCUGCUGGUAGGUAAACCUAGGCCGUAUCCUUGGUCUUUCGUGGCAUCAAAACGGGGAGUUUUGAUAGUUUCCAUUACUAACCCAAGCUAGUUUGG